Molecule: messenger RNA, 404 nt
Organism: Chaetura pelagica (chimney swift)
Lineage: Eukaryota; Metazoa; Chordata; Aves; Apodiformes; Apodidae
Gene: RPLP2
Product: ribosomal protein, large, P2
Exons: 4
Coding region: 7-354 (115 amino acids)
Biological process (GO): cytoplasmic translational elongation
Cellular component (GO): cytosolic large ribosomal subunit; ribosome
Molecular function (GO): structural constituent of ribosome
Source: RefSeq, a predicted model, not a curated record
UCCAGGAUGCGUUACGUCGCAGCUUACCUGCUAGCAGUCCUCGGUGGCAACGAGUCUCCUACAUCAAAGGACUUGAAAAAGAUCCUCGACAGUGUCGGGAUUGAGACGGAUGAUGAACGAAUGAACAAGGUUAUUAGUGAGCUGAAUGGAAAAAACAUCGAGGAUGUCAUUGCACAGGGUAAUGGAAAACUUGCCAGCAUGCCAGCUGGGGGAGCUGUGACAGUCUCUGCUGGAGGGGGCUCUGCUGCUCCUGCUGCAGCUGCUGCCCCUGCUGCCGCUGAGGAGAAGAAAGAAGAGAAGAAGGAGGAAUCUGAAGAAUCAGAUGAUGACAUGGGAUUUGGCCUGUUUGAUUAAUUAUUUGGUUUAGAGAAAUUAUUAAAAUUCUUUGUUUUAAAUUGUCUUUU